This is a messenger RNA of Cuscuta campestris, 1480 nucleotides long. The record is from the annotation of a GenBank genome assembly. NCBI's taxonomy places the organism in Eukaryota, Viridiplantae, Streptophyta, Magnoliopsida, Solanales, Convolvulaceae.
AUUAUUACCAUUCGUAUAAACUGAUUAAAAAAGGAUUGAUUUAUUAACGAUCAGAGUUUAUGAAACUUUCAUCUUGUUGCAAUAAGAGUUGAUCUUGAUGGGAUCAGAAAGGGCAGCGGUAGGGGAAGAGGAAAAGAAUUGUGUUAUUGAGAAUGAAAAAAAUCCGAAUGCGGAGAAAGAAGUUAUUUCUAUGGGGGAAAAACCUAAUGAAGAAAAUGGAGUUCAUGGAGAUGAUGCUAUGGUUGGGGUAAAACCCAAGUUGUUAUCUGCAGUAAAAAAUGAAACAUCUGGGAAAGUCUUGAGAAGUAAAGAAUCAUCUCAACAGGCUAAGGAGAGUUCAAGAGGCUCGGCUGCAUUGGCGCGUGCGAAAAGGGCAAGUAUAUCUCAGAGUCUCUCAUUCCCUCCCAAAUGUGUUUCCAAAGAUUUGAUGAGGAAAAGCAUUGAUGUGUAUCCUAAGAAAGUGAAUCCCAAGGCCUCACUUCCAAACGGCGCCUCAAAACCGGUCUCCUGUUCAAACCCAACCGGAAGGCGUACCUCCGGUGUGUUGAAGAGUGCUAACAUCAAUGCAACUGGCAAAAGAACAACUUUGCCAGCUGCACCAAGUCUUCACCAAUCUAAGCAAGCCGGGAACACUAUUUCUGCAAAUGGAAGAGAGAAAGGCAACAGAAUUGAAGGACCAACUGAUGAAAAUAAGCAACCUAUUAAAUCCAUCUUGCCUCUUAAGGAGAACGAGGAUGUGCGGUCGACUGCUUCAUCGACCAGUGUUGGAGGAUUUUCGUCGAGGUUGGAAGAACGUGCUGAAAAACGAAAAGAGUUCUUUUCGAAGCUUGAACAGAAGAUACAGGCGCGUGAAACGGAGAGGACUAACCUGCAGGCAAAAUCAAAGGAAAACCAAGAAGCCGAGAUAAAGAAAUUUAGGAAGAGCUUAACUUUUAAAGCCACGCCUAUGCCGAGCUUCUAUAAGGAACCUGCUCCAAAAUCAGAACUGAAGAAGAUACCAACAACACGACCGAAAUCGCCAAAGUUCGGCAGACACAAAAGCUCUGCGUCAACAGCGAAUAAUAGCUCUGAAAAUGGAGGAUCAAAUCUGAGCCCUUCAAUGGUUGCCAAAGAACCCGAAAAAUCGCCAAAUGCGGAUAAAAGCACUGCCAUUUCUAAGAAACCAACAAGAAAUGUCCACUCCAAGGCUCUUUCUGGUCAUCUUCCAGUCACUAAGACUAUGUCUAAACAGACCAAAAUGAAGAGCCCUGACCAGAAAAUGUGUCCCCAAGAGCCUGUAAAUGGUGCUGCUGUUGAAGCUUAAAGAGAAGAAAUAUUAGCUUCCAAUAUCUCCUUUGAGUUGUGAAUACAAGCUUUACAUAUCUUUUACAUCCAUAGAGUCCUAAAGUUUAUAUAUAUAUUGUUGUCAUGUGCUAUAAGUUUUCUUCUUUUUUUCCCCACCAAAUACAAAGGAAUUGAGUAGUAAACUGUAUGGUUUACA